GCGCGCGCGUGCGCCGCGCUCCCUGCUCCUCGGCGGGGGAAGAGAAGUCUGGUACCGGGGCGGCGGCUCGGGCAAUACCCGGCCGACCGCGGAAGAGGGCAGUUGAGCAGCCAUGGAACAUCGCGGGCUGGGGUGGCCGAGGCUCCCCAGGCUGCUGGAGCUGCUGGCGGCGCUGGCGGUGCAGGCAGUGCGCGCCUCCGCCGUCGCCGCCGCCUCGCCGGACCUGCGUCUUUGGCCCAUGCCUCUCUCCGUGCAGACCACCCCGCGCGUGCUGCACCUCUCUCCCGACAACUUCUUCUUCGGCCACAGCUCCACUUCCAAGGCCGGCCCCUCCUGCUCACUGCUGCAGGAGGCGUUUCGGCGAUAUUAUGACUAUAUUUUUGGUUUCUACAAGUGGCAUCAUGGCUCUGCUGAUCUUCGUGUUGAAGUGGAGUUGCAGCAACUUCAAGUCUCAGUUGUCAUGGACCCAGAGUGUGACACUUUCCCCAAGAUCUCUUCGGAUGAGUCCUAUACUUUACUUGUGAAAGGACCAGUGGCCUCGCUCACUGCCAACAGAGUUUGGGGAGUAUUACGAGGUUUAGAGACCUUUAGCCAGUUAAUUUAUCAAGAUUUUUAUGGGACCUUCACUGUCAAUGAAUCCAACAUUGUAGAUUCUCCAAGGUUUCCUCACAGAGGAAUUUUAAUUGAUACAUCCAGACACUUUCUGUCCAUUAAGAGUAUUUUUAAAACUCUGGAUGCUAUGGCUUUUAAUAAGUUUAAUGUUCUCCACUGGCACAUAGUAGAUGACCCGUCUUUCCCUUAUCAGAGUGUCACUUUUCCUGGAUUAAGCAAAAAAGGAAGCUAUUCUUCGUCUCAUGUUUAUACUCCAAACGAUGUCCGUAUGGUGAUUGAAUAUGCCCGAUUACGAGGGAUUCGGAUCCUGCCAGAAUUUGAUAGCCCUGGACAUACGCAGUCUUGGGGAGAAGGCCAGAAAGACCUCCUGACUCCAUGUUAUAAUGGAAAAGAGCCAUCUGGGGCUUUUGGACCUAUAAACCCUAUUUGGAAUACAACUUACAGCUUCCUGUCUAAAUUUUUCAAAGAAAUUAGUACCGUGUUUCCGGAUGAAUUCAUUCAUUUGGGAGGAGAUGAAGUAGAUUUUGAUUGUUGGGCAUCCAAUCCAGAAAUCCAGGAUUUCAUGAGGGACAAAGGCUUCGGCAGAAAUUUUAAGGAACUAGAAUCUUUCUAUAUGCAAGCGGUUUUGGAUAUGAUUUCAGCCAUGAACAAGAACUCCAUAGUCUGGCAAGAAGUUUUUGAUGAUGCAAGCAAGCUCAUGCCAGGCACAGUAAUUCAAGUGUGGAAAAUGGAGGACUAUACUCAGGAACAAAGUAAAGUUACAGAAGCUGGCUUCCCUGUGAUCCUUUCUGCUCCUUGGUACUUAGACUGGAUCAGUUAUGGACAAGACUGGAAAAAAUACUAUGCUGUGGACCCUCUUAGUUUUGAGGGUUCUCAGGAACAGAAAAAACUUGUCAUUGGUGGAGAAGCUUGUCUAUGGGGAGAGUAUGUGGAUGCAACUAACCUUACUCCAAGAUUAUGGCCUCGGGCAAGUGCUGUUGGUGAGAGACUCUGGAGUCACAAAGAUGUCAGAAGCCUAGAGGAUGCCUACAGGAGACUAACAAUUCACCGCUGCAGAAUGCUCAGCCUUUUCCUUGGCAACAUAGUUACAGAGCAUCAAGAACAGCUUCUAGGGCCUCCCUGGUGGCGCAGUGGUUGAGAGUCCGCCUGCCGAUGCAGGGGAUACGGGUUCGUGCCCCGGUCUGGGAGGAUCCCGUGUGCCGCGGAGCGGCUGGGCCCGUGAGCCAUGGCCGCUGGGCCUGCGCGUCCGGAGCCUGUGCUCCGCAACGGGAGAGGCCACGGCAGUGAGAGGCCCGCAUACCGCAAAAAAAAAAAAAAAAAAAAAAAAAAAAAAAAAGAACAGCUUCUACAUUAGCUUCCUCAAAAAUUCUAAACUUUAUCCAAGCCACGGUCUCUGAGUGCUCCAGCCUUGUACUCCACUGGUCUGCUCUGGGAUACUGUCUAAAUAUCUUAUAGCAACCCAAUAUGCCCCAAACGGAACUCAUCAUUUUCUUUUCCAAACACUCCUGUCUGCUUUUUCCUCUUUCUGUUGAUGGCAUCACUACUCUUCAGUUCACCGGGACAUGCAUCUUUGAUUUCCCUUUUUCCACAAGUAAGCUGUAAGAUUUCCACUCCUGUUGCUGGUAUCCUGGUUCAGACCUAGUCCAUUCCCUGUCCUAGACUCUUUUCCCUACUCCAGUCCCUUCUGUAUUCUAAUGAUUAUACUGCUCUCUUCAAAAAACUUUAAAUUAUUCACCACUGUUCUCAAAACAAAUCUCAAACUUCUAGAUGUAGUUUUUAAAGGUUUCUCUACAGUCUGACUCUAUUUUACUUUUCCAACCCUAAUUUCACUACUCCCCUGCCUUCUUUAAUCUCCCCUUGUCUGGAAUGCUGCCCACUGUGCCCAAAUCUUCCAAAACAUCACAGCUCAACAAUUAAUGAAACCAUGUACAAGCCCCUGUUGUGUUUUGAAAUAAAAUGCUGACUCCAGAGUUAAUGAUUGGGAAAUGUGAAGAUGCAGAAACAAAGAACAGCUGUUGGGCUAGGGAACUGGUAACAAUUUAGACUAUAAUGCUGCCACAUGGCAGAAUCACCGAACUCCCAGUUCCCUGAAAGGUAUAGAGGCCUGACACACACUCCUAAGUUGUUUGCACAGGAAGCAGACCGCCUGCCAGAGGAAAACUGCUGACCACAAGCACAUAGACCCUAGACUGGUUGAAACCAGAAGGCUGAUUGAUGAUGCUUGAAACUUCACCUUGAUGCCAGCCAAUCCCAGAAUUGUCCACAAGCUGAUCACAUCCUGCUCUUUGAACACUAUAAAACUCCUCAUAACCCCUCCAGGGUGGAUCACACAGUCUUGAGGGCAUUAGCCCUCUGUGGCCCCCUUUGCCUGGCAAAGCAAUAAAAGCUACUCUUUUCUACU
Messenger RNA from Mesoplodon densirostris (Blainville's beaked whale), 3013 nucleotides. It is a transcript of the gene HEXB, whose product is annotated as hexosaminidase subunit beta. Gene Ontology annotation, molecular function: beta-N-acetylhexosaminidase activity. Gene Ontology annotation, cellular component: membrane. The transcript is spliced from 14 exons. Gene Ontology annotation, biological process: carbohydrate metabolic process; ganglioside catabolic process; glycosaminoglycan metabolic process. Bases 113 to 1750 code for a protein of 545 amino acids. The record is from RefSeq and is a predicted model, not a curated record. Lineage: Eukaryota; Metazoa; Chordata; Mammalia; Artiodactyla; Ziphiidae.